UUCUUUUUGUAGGAACAAGGUCCACUAUGUUGUCCAGGCUGGUCUCAAUCUCCUGAUUGCAGGAGAUCCUUCUGCCUCACCCUCCCAAAGCCUUGGGAUUGUAGGUGUGAGCCACCAUGUCUGGCCCCUAUUUACUUUUUUUCUAAAAGUGUUUUUCUACAUUUCAUAUUUAGAUCCUCAAUCUGUCUGAAAAUAAUUAUGUAAGAGCUUUUUAUUUUGAAAUAAUUUUAGACCUACCGAAAAAUUGAAGGACUAGUACAAAAAAUUCCAGUAUACUCUACCAGGAUUCCUCACAUUAACCUGUCAUGAUUAUCAUUUCCCUGUAUAUACACAUGUAUGCACACAUAGUUUUUCUUUAGCUCUUUGAUCAUGAACUGUAGACAUAAUCCUCCUUUACUGCUGAAUAUUUUAGUGCAUAUUUCCAGAAAAACAAGGGCAUUCUUUUUUAUAAUCAUAGUAAAUUGCACAAUCAGGAAAUUAACAUUGAUAUGAUGCUAGUAUCUAAUGUAUUGCCUUUCAUAAAAUUUCACCAAUUGCACUAAUGUCAGAUAUAGCAAAAGAGAAAAAAAAUUGUUUUCUAGUCUAGGAUCCAAUCCAGGAUCAUGUAUUGCAUUCAGUUGUUAUGGUUUUCAUUUUCUUUAAAUUUGGAAUAGUUUCUCACUCUGUCUUUUAUGACCUUGACAUUUCUAAAGAGUGAAAGGCGGUUAUUUGAUAGACUGCCCUCCAGAUUUGGGUUUGGUAGUAUGUCCUUAAUGGUUAGUUUGGGUUAUGCAUUUUAGGCAGGAAUACCACAGAAGUAUAGAAAUACGUGACUUCCAUCUUUUCCGUUGUGGGGGGUGUUAACUUCCUUUGGUUAGGGUAGUGAAGGCUAGAUUUCUCCACUGUCAGGAUACUGUGCUUCCUCUUGUAAUUAAUUAAGUGUCUUGUCAGAGAUACUUUGAAACUUUGUCAGUAUGUCUAUCCUCUUUCCCCCAGACUUUUCACCCUGGUUUUAGCAUCUAUUGAUAGUUCUAUCCCAAAUCAGUUAUUACUGUGAUUUUUGCAACACGACAAUUUUCUAAUUCUGUUAUUCCUUCUACAUGUAUUAGUUGGCAUUCUGCCACAAGGAAGAGUUUUUUUCUCUUAUUGUAAUUCAUAGAUUCUUAUUCAGUGGGCUACAAAUUAUUCAGAUCAGUUAGUUUUAUGCCUAGGUUAUCCCUUAUUUGGCCACUGGGAGCCCCUUCAGGCUGGCUCCUGUGUCCUUUUGACAUUUUCCUAUUACUCUUGGAGCACUUCCUUAAUUUCAAGCACAAUAACUUUUGUACCUUUCCAGCUCAGCCCUAGAAUCAGCCAUUUCUUCAAGGAGACCGUGUUCCUUUUAGCGGAGGAUAGUACUUAAAACCAAGACCUAGAAGUUAGAUGUGUUCAUUCAUUGCUUCUGGGACAGACACACACACACACACACACACACACACACACACACACACACACACUCCUAUGACAAUUUCUCUUCCUGUUUCUCCAUAUAUUUAAAUGUAUGAGUUCACACUGAUACUUCCAAUUCUAUUGACUUAAAAGGUUCAUAACAGCAUUUCCACAUUCUAUAAUUGUAAUUCAUUUAUCCAACACUGAAAAACCUGGCCUCUACCACCUACAUUUACUACAUUUACUUAUUUUCUCCACCCUAUAAUAUACAGAAAAUAGUUUUAGAAUUACCUGUACCGCUGUGAGAAACAAAUUUAUCAGUUGAAGUUUAAUAUUUGCAUACGCUUUGUCUUUGGCUUGAGAGUGUGAGGAUUUAUGGUCAAAAUACUACUGUGUUGACAAAAUACUUGGGUUAUGUUGUUCAUUUGAAAUAUAGUUAGAUCUGUUUGUUUCUAUCCUAUUCCAUUUUAGGCUUCUCCUAUCUUUAUUUACAUUUUAUUUAUUUGUUUAUUUUUCAGCAUAUGAAACACUAACAUGGCUCCAUGAGUCAGAACCAUAUGAGAAGAUAUAUUGAGAAGAGUGCCCCUCCCUUUCCCCCCGUUCUCUCUUACUGGGUACCCACCCACCGCAGAGGUUUAGCUUUUGUUUAUUCUUUUCAUGUUUCUUUUUGCAUAAAUGAGCAAAUACAUUUUUUUACUUCUCCUUUCUUACGCAAAAGGUGGCAGAAUACAUUCUUUUGCACUCUGAAUCUUUUCACUUAAUGUACUCCAGAAAUUUCUCUCCAUACCAAUUUGUAGCAGUCUUUCUUAUUUUUUAUUGCUGUUUAAUACCUCAUUGUAUUCACUGAAGGUACCGCAUAUGCUUUCCUGUGUAUAUAGGCAUGUAGGGCAGACCAGUAUUUAGCAAUAGAAAAGAAUGCUGCAAUGAAUAAUUAGCCUUGUGCAUAUGUAUUUGUCUUACUGGAGGUGUAUCUUAAGGUUAAAUUCCUAGAAGUGAAGUUGCUGGGCAAAAGGUGAAUACAUGUGUAGCUUCGUUAGAUAUUGCAUGGUUCCUUUCAUAAGGCUUAAGUUAAGGUGCAUUCCCAUCAACAACUAAGGAGGGUGCCUGUUUCCCCAUAUUCUUCCCAAAUGAGUGUGUUUACCAAUCUGAUAAGUGACAAGUGCUGCUCAAUUUGCAUUUCUCUCAUUAUGAGUUAGGUUAACCAUUUUCUGUAUGUGUGUGUGUCUGUGUGUGUGUGUCUGUGUGUGUGUGUGUCUGUGUGCGUGCGUGUCUGUGUGUGUGUGUCUGUGUGCAUGUCUGUGUGUGUGUCUGUGUGUGUGCGUGUCUGUGUGUGUGUCUGUGUGUGUGUGUCUGUGUGUCUGUGUGUGUGUGUGUGUGUAUGUAAACUGAUUGUGUGAUUCAUUCAUUUUGCUCAUUUUUCUUUUUCUGGUCUUUCCCCCUCAAUUUUAAAGCAUUCUGUACAUAUUAGGGACCUUAACCAUUUUGGUGAGAUACUGCAAAUAUACUUUCACAGUUUUUGUGUUUCAAUGCUACUUAUGAUGGUUUUUUGGUUGUGCAAAACAUUUUAACUUUUUUAGUUAAAAGGAUUUUUGUGUGUGUGUGUGACAGAGUCUCACUCUGGAGUGCAGUGGCACGAUCUUGGCCUCUACCUCCCAGGUUCAAGGGAUUCUCCUGCCUAUGCCUCCCGAGUACUGGGAUUACAGGCGCUUGCCACCGCACCUGGCUAAUUUUUUGUAUUUUUAGUAGAGACAGGGUCUCACCACCUUGGCCGGGAUGGUCUUGAUCUCUUGACCUCGUGAUCUGCCUGCCUCAGGCUUCCAAAGUGCUGGGAUUACAGGUGUGUGCCACUGCGCCCGCCCAGGAUUUUUUAUUUUUAAUAUUUUAAUUUUAAUGUAGUCAGAUCAAUCAAGUCUUUGUUUUACUAUUUCAGAUUUAAAAUCAUAGUUAGAAAACCUUGGACUUUAUAUUUGAUAUGGUGUGAAAUAGGUCUCAGCAUUUAUUUUCGCCCCCUUUGUAUAUACAUUUGACCUAGCACCAUUGCUGGAAAACUCUUGUUUUCUGCAUUUGCUGCUUUGGUUAUAAAUCAAGUGUCAAUAAAUACGCAGCUUCUUUAUGGACUCUGUUUCAUGGGCCAGCUGGGGGCCCAUGGAGAAUCAGCUAUUCAGCCAGGGACAAGGGCACGUCAGUGGGCAGAGUGCUAUAGAGUGUGGGAGUCUCUCCGGGUGGUUGCUGACCAAAAACAUCACUUUCAGGUUUUGUGACUCAGAAAUGAGCUCAGCCUGUACACCCGCAGAUGUGAUGAGCCCCAGGCCAAGUCCUCUGCGGGGGUCAUUAAUGGCGUGUGCAUGAGCAUUUUCUUCUGGUGUUUUUACAGAGACCGUGUGCAGCUGGACUCUCUGGAGAUAGCGAAUGGAAAUUCUAUUAUGUGUCCUAUCAGCUAAUGAAGGAGGGGAGCUUGCCUUGAGUUGUGCUUUUCUGCAACCCUGUGUGUUUGAUCUGUGUCUGCACCCAGUUUGGCCACCCUGACCUCUGUUGCUCCCAAGUCUGAGGAACCAGUGGCUAUGUGAAUAUGAAGUUGUUUGCUUGAUCUGUUUAUUUAUAUCUGAGCCCUGAGGUGGUCCCAUGUGUUGAAUAAGUGUAUUCUACAGAUGGUCCCUGGGUUCUGGGUGGUGAGUGGUGUGAGGAGGAACCGGACUCCAGCCUGUCCUAAGGAGCUUAUGAGAAGUUUUGAGGAGACUGGUGCCUGAAUGUGGGCUGUAGCGUAGGUGGCGUGUCGAGGAGGACCCUACACACGGUGAGUGGGAGAAAGUACCAGGGAGAAUGUCCCCCAGCCUAGGAGGGUGACCAGGUUAAGUCACAGCGGGGAUGGGGCUAUCAGAAUGGUGGGCUGUAAAGAACUGAGAGGGCUAAGACCCAGGGAGGCCAUCUGGAUGGGGAAGGUAUGAGCUGAGGCUCAGAAUGGAGCACCCAGAGCACCCAGGCUGAUAAGGUCACAGUGAGCACCAGGGGCUGUGCAAAGCGAUGAGCUUCAGACUCCUCAGUCGUGGGCCCUGAUGUCGGGGUGUGUGUGUGAGCCGGAGCCAUGGGACCAGGGCCAAGCCCACGUGCUGGACGGGCUUUGGGCCCCAGACACCCAGGGCCACCUAGAGCCUGCAGGAAAGUUGGGGAGUGGAGGGGCAUGGGUUGCGUGAACAGAGCCCUACCAUGCUCAGAGGAGUCAGUCAGUCGAGGUCAGCCUCCUCCCCUGACUCUGCAGCUGCACGUGGUCCCUCAUACUCUUGAGAAACCAGAGUGGACUGGAGACUGUGACCCAGUUCCCAUUUUCACCUCUUGGGUCUUCUCCAGAUUGUUUUUUUUUUGAAACAGAGUCUUGCUCUGUCACCCAGGCUGGAGUGUAGUGGCACAAUCUUGGCUCACUGUAGCCUUCACCUCCUGGGUUCAAGCAAUUCUCCUGCCUCAGCCUCCUAGGUAGCCAGGAUUACCAGUGUCCGCCACCACACCUGGCUAAUUUUUGUAUUUUUAGAAGAAACUGGGUUUCACCAUGUCGGCCAGGCUGGUCUCCAGCUCCUGACCUCAAAUGAUGUGCCUGCCUUGGCCUCUCAGAGAGCUGGGAUUACAGGUGUGAUCCACAGCACCGGGCCUUUUCCAGGUUCUGAAUUCCCUGAAAGCAGCAGUGCUAUUGCCCUGCCCUCUGGGACAGAAUGUUAGGAGUAAGCAGCUAAAUGCCUCCCUGAUUAAGGGGAAGAUGUAUAUUUCCACUGGGCCACUGGGUGGGAAGGACGUAGAUGUCCAAGCCCAUGUGUUCCACAGUGUAACAUGGGGACUGCAGAGAGGAAGGGACAUGUUUAUGUCCCAUGUGAGUCAUGGGAACUUGGAAUAUGAGGGUGUGCAUGUCACAUUUUUUCAGGGAGGGGUGUCUUAGUCACUUCAGGCUGCUAUAACAAAAAUACCAUAAACUGGGUAGUUUAAACAACAAACCUUUACUCCUCACAGUGCUGGAGGCAGGAGUUCAGUGUCUGCCAAGGGCCCGCUUUCUGGUUCAUAGCCAUCUUCUUGCUAUGUUCUCACCUGGUGUGGAAAGGAUGGGGCUGUCUCUGGGGUUUGAAAAGGGUACUAAUCCCAUUCACAAGGGUUCCAUCCUCCUGACCUAAUCACCUCUCCAAGGCACUACCCCUAAAUACCAUCACAUUGGGGGUUAGAUUUCAACAUAGGAAUUUUGGAGGAAUGUGAAGAUUCAUUCUGUGUGCUGUAAGGGGCAUCCCAGAGUGCCACCCCCACAUCCCCAAAGCUUUUGGACCUUGCAGGUGGCAGCUGACUCUCCUGGGGCUGGUGGGACUGGUGGCUGGAGGCCUGGCUUGUUAACCCACCUCUGAGGUCUUCUGGAUGCCACCUCCCUCAUACCAGCCAACCAGGUGGCCUCCAAGUGGUUUCUGUUCCAUGGCGAAGAGCUGCUGCUUUCUUAACACAAGGUUCCUCAAACCCUUGGCAUCUGGUCCCAGGUGACUCAGCAUCUCAUGGCUGCCUUCUCCCCACCUGCACCCUCAUCUCCACCCUGCUGCACUGUGGCUGAGCAGUAUAGGGCGCCAGGGGAUGUUUGUCUGCCCCGCUGCUGUGUUGCUGACUCAUGAGGCCUCUUUGGAAGAGGCUUGACAGGUGAAAGCGCCUGGUGUGGAUCUAGUCGCCCUAAUAGACCAGCCCAACCUUCUGAACAUCCCAGGCUUUCCUGGUACAGUCUCCACUUGCCAGCCAAGAGGAAAGCAUAGCUCAGGUGGUAUUCAGGCAAGAACAGGGCAAUGCACACUGACAAGCCAAGUUACAAAGCACUUCAUCCAGGGAGGAGCCACACGGGCAGAGUACAGCUUGUUAGCGGGUCUGGGUUCCCCUCAGGAGGACCAAGAAGGGGCUGACACCUGUUAGAUGCCUGCUGUGUGCCUGAUGCUAGCCUGAUGUGGGAUGUGACUGAAUGUCUAUUGCUCUCCUUUGCAGGGGGGCUGGUGAUGCCUGCACUGGAGGUAAAGAGGGUUGGACAGUGACCUUAGGCAGCCAGCUGGCGUCUGUCUGUUAAGCAAGGAGCAGGAAAUAGCCUCGUUCUCUACUGGCCUGUCUGGGAAGUCUGAGCAGAUUCUGUGUCUUGAAUAGUAUCCGAAUCAGCCCUGGCAUGGGGUAGCUGUGGAGGCAAGAGUGUUGGGCAGGGUGACCUGAUUGAGUCAAGCUGUUUUUCUACCACCUGAGGAUUUUCCAGAAGUCCCAGGCUCAGAGCCGGUGUCAGAUACCUCUGCGAGCCUUUCUAGUUCCACAUCUCUCCCAGGAUCGUGGAGUUCUGGAAGGCCUUUUCCUGGCGAUUGUGGUGGCAUGGCGAUGUGUCCAUGCUGCCCCGGUCUGUGAGCUGAAUCUCUUCAGAACAUACUUUUUUCAGAAGGAGCUUUCAGAAUGCAGCCUCUCACAUUCCUCAUCAGGACCUGCUCAUUUGGCUGGGCUGGCAGGUGGCUGAGUUGGCUCCCUGAGCCGGCAUCUAACAGCUGUGUCCAUGGAGGCAGGCCGGGCAUGUGAAUCUUGCCUCCUCCCACACCCUCUGGGGAAGCAGGAUAGGAGCUGGGCCUGGUUCCUGAGCCUGGAUUGAAAGUAACAGGUGGGAUCUGGACCAGGUUGUCACACCCGCAGCGACAGCUGGGAUUAUCGCCAUGGGUGGUAAUUCCCAAUGACAGUUUCGAGUUUCAGGUCAAGAGCCGGGUCCUCUGUCUCCUCUUGCAUCUGGACAGAGAGCUCCUCGCCGGCUGGUUUUCUGGCUCGUUCCUCUGCUGUUUUCUGUGGCCUGCAGAGUUUGUAGCCUCAGGGGAGUGAGGAAAGCUCCUCUGUGGCCUGACUUUUGCUGGAGAAGAGAAAUGUGGAAGACAGAGCAGUGGCCUUUGCAGUGAGUGGGUCCACUUUCGGCUGCUGAGAUGGGCAGCAUGAAGGCCAGCAUCCAGAGCCUGGCUGGCCUCUGCAGUGGACGAGAUGGACCAGAUUGCCGUGCCAGGGUCACCCGUGGACCUGCAGUGGCCUGAGCAGACACAUGAGCUCUGCCACAUUUCCUGAAGUGGAACCCUCAGCCUCACGCUGCAUCCCCCAGAAGCCAGGCAAGAGGAGGUCAUACGGUUUUCUGGAAAGGAGCAAAAGAGCAUGCUCUGAAAUGUUGCAGGUGGGAGCGCAGGACUAGGUGAGGCUUCCUGUAAUUAUGUUAAGUGAUGCUUGUGCUUCUCCGUGCUGUUUCCUCCCUCUGAUGGGGCCUGCUUGACACCUCGUAGGGAGCGUGGGUGGAGAGUGUCAUUAUCCCCAUUUCAUUGGUGGGAACAUUGAGAGAUGAAGCGAAGAGUUUCACUCAGGCCCCCGGGCCCUCUGGUUAUCCCUGUCAUCCUGCUUUGUUUUCUGUCUUGCUUUUUAGGGGGAUGAUUGAAGAAGGCCUUGGAGGUAGGGUAGGGGAAACUGGGAACAGAGGGAAUUUGAUUUCAUUUUCCAAAUACUUGUUUAAGAAUGGGAGAGUUCCUGGCCACAUAAACUGCGUGCACAGGUUUUCCAGGGGAAAAUCCAUUUGGGUUUAGACUUAGAGACGGUGCCACCUCCUGGUCUGUUCCUCAGCCUUUUGACAUUUGCCCACACCUGGAACAUCUUAAAUUCUGGAGCAGAAUACAAAAUGUCACUCCCCUGCCCCAGCUCACCCCUAGUUCAGCCCGCCAGGAUUCCUGAAGUUGGGGAUCCCCCUUCUUAGCUGUGGAAUUCGGGGUAUGUUGGUUCUACAUCCAAACCUUCAACCUUCGUCUGUAAAAUGACAUAGUGAUGGCUCCCUUGCAGAGGCGUGGGGAUUCGAGGCAGCACUUCUGACCCGUACCUGUUGCCAUUGCUGGUGUUAUCCCCCUGGCCCUGACUCAGGCUGGCGUCCUGGGCACCUGCGCAUCCACAACUCCAUAAGCCUCCCAGGAGCACUAUAGAUCAGGGUGACCCAGUAUUAGGACAGGGGUGGGAAUUGCAGACCAGCCCCCAGGACUGACCUAGGGCUAUACUCCUCCAGGGCUGGUGGGAACACAGGUGCUUCUUGUGUGUGUAUGUGGCUUGGGGGGGGAGUCCACAAACUGUCCCCUGGGCCAUCUCCUUUCCCUCAAUAGAAAGAACUCAGGUUGUAGAAUCAUUUGAGGGCCCAGAAGGGUUCAUACACACCUUGUCAAUCUGUCUCCAGCAUUGGGCUUUUCUGGUUCUGCCCAGCUUGUUGCUUUAGUACCUCAGUUUCCUCACCUGCAUGGAAGCCUCCUCCCCCCCACCCCCCGCCCACCUCUCAGCUUGGAUGAGGGGAGGAAAGCAAAGCCCCCGAGGCCCUGUGUAGGAAGGAGAGUCUGAAGGUGCAGGGGCUGCGCUCAGGAAGGGCUGGUUGGCUGGCAGUGUUGUGCAGGACAUUCAGAAUGUGACGGGGUUUCUUUAAUUUCUGACUUGUACAAGCACAAGAUACUCAGGUGGCUCUGGUCUUUUGUCUAGCAGGAGAGUCUGGGGUCAAUCUAUAACAAUUUAGCUUCUGAGCAAGUGCCCAAGAGAGCACAGAUAUGCUGCGUGGCUGAAGGGGGUGAGGCCCUGGGCUGCCUCCUACUCUGACCUUGUGCGCCUUGGUGUCUGCUCUUCCCCUCUGCCACUCCGAGUCUAGAACGUGGCAUGUGGACAGCUCCUCAAAGCUGGUGUCUGAGCUCCACAGUGACUUCAUUCACGUAAUAGUGUGCUAUGGCUGCGUAACAAAGAACCACGAACUCUGCAGCCCAAAUCAUAGAAAUGUAUCAUCUCACAGUUCUGAAGCCUAGAAGUAUGAGAUUGAGAUGUUGGCUGGGUUGGAUCCUUAUGGGUGACUGUCUUCAAGUUCACAUGACAUUCUCCCAAUAUGCCCAUCUCUCUCCAAAUUCCAUCCCCCCACCCCACCCCACCCCACACUUUUUUUUAAGAGACAGGAUCUCCCUCUUGCUCCAGUCCCAGGCUGGAGUGCAGUGGCUCAAUCAUAGCUCACUAUAGCCUCAGCCUCCUGGGCUCAGUGACCAAUCCUCCUGCCUCAGCCUCCCAAGUAGCUGAGAACUACAGGCAUGACCACCACACCUGGCUAAUUUUUGUAUUUUUUUUUUUUUGUAGAGACAGGCUCUCAUGUUGUUCAGGCUAGUCUCCAACUCCCGGCCUGAAGUGAUUCUCCUCUCUUGCAAAGUGCUGGGAUUACAGGCAUGAGCCACCACGCCUGGCCACCCCUUUUUUAAAGGACACAGUCAUAUUGGAUUAGGACCUAACCUAAUGACCUCAUUUUAACUUGGUAAAGACCCUAUUUUCAAAUAAGUUUAGGAGUUAGGACUUCAGCAUAUGAAUUUGGCAGGGAACAUGAUUUAGCCCCUAACACUGUACUUCUUUUCUUUCGUUUUAAAUUUGAAAACCUGGUUGAUCCUGUGUGCGUGCGUGCGUGCGUGUGUGUGUGUGUGUGUGUGUAAAUAACAUAAAAUUGACUAUGUUAGCCAUUUUUAGGUGUGCAUUUCAGUGGUGUUAAGUACAUCCACGUUGUCAUACAGAGGUCACCACUGUCCAUCUCCAGAACUUUUUCAUCUUCUCCAAACUGAAACUCCACUAAACACUAACUCCCUCUCCAGCACCUGACAGCCCCCAUUCUCCUUCCUGUCUCUGAAUUUGACUACUCUAGGAACCUUAUAUACAUGGAAGCAUACAGUAUUUGACUCUUUGUGUCUGGCUGAUUUCACUUAGCAUAAUGUCCUCAAGGCUAAUCCAAGUCAGCAUGUCUCAGAGUUUCCUUCCUUUUCGAGGCUGAAUAAUACUCCUUUACAAGUAUAUAGCACAUUCUGGUCUUGCAGUCACGCGUGGAUGGACACUGGGGUUGCUGCCACCUCUCGGCCAUUGCGGAUGGUGCUGCUGUGAAUGUGGUGAAUGUGCGUCUCCUCUCCUAUCCCACUCCAGGCAUCCUUCAGCAAGGGUAGCCCGAGACCAGGUUGGGGAAUAAGGUGGUUCUCUGCCCUCCCAGGCUUGCUGGGUGUCUGCCGGUGGCUGGGCCCUGGCCCCAGGCUCAGGGUGGUGACUGCCAGCAGGGGGAGGCCCCUCUUCCUGCCAUUUUUUGCCCUUAAUCCUCUGUGUUUCCUCUUUGGAGGAGCAGUGAGUGGGAGGGGAGGACCCGCAAGUGUGCAGUGGCCACAGCCCAAUUCCUGGCUGAGCACCUUUGCUGGCGUGGAGGGACCCCCACCAUUCACUUUCAGACCUCGCUCCCCAUGCUACUCCCACUCCAGGGCACUGUUCCCAUGCCAUCCUCUUUUGAAGGGCACUGCUCCACCUUCCCUACCUUUCCCCCUCCCACUAUCUUCCCAGGGACUCUUCUGACCAGUACCCUGCUGCCACAUCUGCACCGCGGGGACUAGAAAGCUCAGCGUCCCCUCUACUCUUCCUCCUCCUUUUGUCUUUGUCCUCUUAGCCAGACCCAUGAUCACUUUGUGUCAAUGCCCCCUGCCUGCGUUUUUCAACCAACACCAGGCCCACCUGGAGUGAACAUUGCAGAAGCCCCCAGCCCUGCCCCACCUCCUAUGCCACACUCAGAUGUGCUGCUAGAAUGUCACCUGUCCCCCUGCGGGCCCUAGGCUCCCCUCUUGUUCCAGACCCAGACACUUCCUAAAUCGAGCCCAAGUCCUGGGCCUGCAGCCCGAGGCUCCCCAUAGAGGCUCCCCCUACCUCCCUCUCCUCUCGCUGCCCUUUUCCCAGCUGUAUCUCCUUUCCCAGAGAUUGCUUCCAGUCCCCCUUAGCUCUUAGUGGCCUCUGGCUGGAUCUAGAAACCAAAGUGACACCAGGCACAUUAAUAGGAGAAAAACACAGAUGUCGUUGGUUUUACAGGGACAUAGGAUUCUUCUCCAGAGUCAAGUCCAGAGAAGUGGCCAAACAAGACCCUUUUUAGAUAACAGUAAGUUUGAGAAGUGGCAGGACAGGAGGGAACUGGCUACGGGCAGUAAACUCUGGGGAGUCACUGGGAGAUGCAUGAGGGGAAACUUGGUGGGAGAUAAGGGUUACUUUGUUAAGUAUAUUCAUUCAGGUCCACUGCAGCCCCCAAUUCCCAGUCUCAGAGGAUAAGGGCUAUUUUCUCUCUUGGUACAGGGAGGGCACCUCUCCCAGAGGAAUUUUUAUGGCUUGCUUUGUACAGCAAGAAGCAGGUCAGCUAGCCCUUUCGGAAGCUGCAGUCUCUAAUGUUGUCAGCUCAAGUCAGUGUACUGAUACAGCAUAUUUUGGAAUGGUGCUUCCUUCAGUCCUUCCCAGCCUUUCUGCAUUUGUAAGCCCCAGGAGAGCUGGCAGCUGAGUCGGCAGCGUGAGUCAGGGGUGGGACAUCUUUGUGGCUCCCCACCCCUGCUGGCUGAAGGCUCCGUUGGUCACAUUCUUCUCUCUGUCUCACAGGCUCUACCACUGCAAAGCCCUUCCAGACCUCUCCCAGGGGCUGGGUUAUCUCUGUCCUCAGACUCCAUGGCACCCAGUCCAGGCCAUGUCUUAGCGUCCUGUGGCUUCCUUAACAAUGCCAUAAGCUUAGGGGCUUACAACAACAAACAUUUAUUCUCUCCCAGUUCUGAAGAUAGAAGCCCAAUAUCUAGGUGUCAGCAGGGCCAGGCUGUCUCUGGAGGCUCUAGGGGAGGAUCUUUCCUUGCCGUUCCCAGCAUUUGAUGGCCCCGGCACUUCUCCAGUCUCUGCAUCUGCCUUCAAACGCCCUCCUGUGUGCCUGUCUUCUGUCUCUUUAAAUAUACUUGUCAUCAGAUUUAGGGUCCAUCAUGUGAUAUUGUGAUAUAAUAAAAAUAUGUAGAUUUGGUCUUCUGGUUUCUGGCACAGGCUCCUAAAAUCAUUAUAAUUUCCUGCAAUGAGGUGAUAGGUGCAUCUUUUGUUACUCAUACAAGCCCUUUUUUGUGGGACCUGAGGUUAUGCUAAUGAGGUGAUGAUUGAUGGGCAGGCCCCCAGAUAGCUGUGGGAUGGGGCUGGUUGCCAGAGGAACCAGCCCUGUGAUUCGAAGGUUGGAAGUUUAGCUCUGUCCUGAACUCUGGGGAUGGGGAGGGGGUGGAGAUUGAAUUGAUCACCAGUCUACAGCCCUGCCAGGCUGACAAUGCCUGAUCUCAGCUGAAUGGAUCAUCAGUGGCCAGUGAUUUAGUCAGUCUUGCCUACCUAGUGGAACCUCCAUGAAAACACUAUACUCCAAGAGCUUUCAUAUUGGUGAACACAUGGAGGUGCUGGGCGGGCAGUGCCCCAGAGGCCAUGGAAGCUCCCCCCAGCAGUACACACUCUGUCACCCUGCCCUGUGCUUCUCUUCUGUUUGGCUGUUCCUGAGUGGUAUCCUUUAUAAUAAACUGGUAAACAUGAGUAAAGGGCUUUCCUGAAUUUUGUGAGCUGCUCUGCUCUAGCAAUUUUUUUUUUUUUGAGAUGCAGUCUUACUCCAUCGCCCAGGCUGGAAUGCUGUGGUGCGAUCUCGGCUCGUUGCAACCUCCACCUCCUGGGUUCAAGCAAUUCUCCUGCCUCAGCCUCCAGAGUAGCUGGGACUACAGGCACAUGCCACCAUGCCUGGCUAAUUUUUGUAUUUUUAGUAGAAACGGGGUUUCACCAUAUUGGCCAUGCUGGUCUCGAACUCCUGACCUCAGGCCAUCCACCUGUCUCGGCCUCCCAAAAUGCUGAGAUUACAGGCGUGAGCCACCGUUCCCGGUUCUAGAAAAUUAUUGAACCUGAGGAGGGGGUUGUGAGAACACCCCACCCCCAGCUUUAGGGUCAGUAGGUCAGAAGUACAUGUGUCCCAGACUUUGCCCCAGUGCCUGAAGUGGGGGCAGUCUUGUGGUACUGAGCGCCUAACCUGUGGGGUCUGACACUCAUUCCAUGUACUUACUGGCAGAAUGGAAUUAAAUUAUAGGACACCUGGCUGGUGUCCAGAGACGGGGAGGAUUGCCCGGUGAAAGGAAUAAACCCACAUACAUGUUGUCAGGAGUGUUCUGGGAGAAUAGAAACACAUCAUAGUAGUAGUGGUCGGACGAUCUAGGGUGAGCUCAUCGCAAGGCCUUUAACCUCAUUAUAUCUGCAAGGCCUCUUUUUCCAGGUAAGGUCACACUUGCAGAUUCUAGGGUUAGGAAUGAACGUGUUCCUUUGGGGGCCCACAACAGUGGGCUUCUCACCUUGGUGUUCCUCCGGGGAGCCAGUGUGUGCCUCCCCCUCUCUCAGGUUCUGGCUCUGUGGUUAUUUCCUCAGGGACAGGCCCUGCUGUCCUGCCUGGAUUUGUCUGCCUCCCUCCUGCAUGUACUCCGGUGCCAGCUGCCUCUCCCUUGGCCUUGGCAUGGUUGCUGUGAUGCCCAUGUCACAUGACUUGGUGGAUUCCACUGGCUCCCGAGAGCAGGGGCUGGGUGUGCAGUGCUCACCGUUGCAUACCCAGCACAGUGCCCUAGAUGUAUUAGGUACUCAGUACAUUUGUCUGGGGCUAAAUCUUCAGGGCCUCCAGGAAGUCUUUCUGAGCCCCUGAGUCCUAAAAAGCCCAGGUGCUGCUGAGGAGUAAUGACUAUAUCAUUCUGGGGCCGAGGGCGGCUGCCUCUUCCCAGCUGGGAUUUCAGCCUCUGUCUGCCCUGUGCCUGCACCAGGAGGAGCAUCAAAGCCUGGAGCAUCAAAUUAUUUUUGCCUCCUGGAAUGACUGGGAGCCUUAGGCACAGCUGGGUCCUUGGAGACUCGGGAGGGUCCUUUAACAGUGUUGUGGAUGCUGAUGGAGAGGAGGCGGGGUUCUCACCUGCCCAUACUGAGGCACCCUCCGUUUGUAGAGGAAAACAGCUGUCUUUAGUGCCCCCCAAAAAAUUGCCAGCAAAGUUGACCUUCUGGUGAUUGAGUCUCCAACCAGCUCAGCCUUCAAGCGGGCAGAGCCAUCAGGCUGGUUGCACGGGUUGGGCUUUCUCCUCCAAGAAAGCUCAGAGCUAUAAAUACCUGUUUCUCGUUCUCAGUGUCUAGGGUUGCCUGGGGAGCCAAGGCAUCAGGGAGCAGGGCAGGCUCAGGCCCUUCCCGACUGACAUUUUCCAGCCUAUGGGGUGGGGGCCUUGGCUAGCCUGGUGGCUUUCUUUGUGGCACAUGCUGAUUCAUGACCCUGAGCUCUAUCUGGGCAGCUGAGGCUUUCGUUCUUGGGUGCUGGCCUGGUGAUGUCAUUGUUGGGGUACAGCAUGAGGGCUGGGAGGCCACGGGAUCCUAGGGUGCUCUCUGUGCACCUGCCCACCACAGAACCAAGGGCCCUGGGGGCAGGCCUUUAGCCAGGGUGCAGUGGCUAACUGGAUAGAGGACGUCUCAUUUAUAAAGAAUUUUGUGGCCGCGCGCGGUGGCUCACGCCUAUAAUCCCAGCACUUUGGGAGGCCGAGGCAGGUGGACCACGAGGUCAAGAGAUCAAGAACAUCCUGGUCAACAAGGUGAAACCCCGUCUCUACUAAAAAUACAAAAAUUAGCUGGGCAUGGUUGUGCGCACCUGUAGUCCCAGCUACUCGGGAGGCUGAGGCAGGAGAAUUGCUUGAAUCCAGAAGGCAGAGGUUGCGGUGAGCCGAGAUCGUGCCAUUGCACUCCAGUCUGGGUAACAACAGCAAAACUCUGUCUCAAAAAAAAAAAGAAUUUUGAGCCCCUUGUUUGGAUGCAAGAAGGGGCAGCUGCCAGACUGGCAGAGGAGGAUUAAGUAGAAAAACCACCAGAACCAACUGUGUCUCUGAAAGCACUCACUGCCUGUGGGUGGCCUGGGAUUAUGGUCAGGCUGUACUGACGUCCAUCUGGAAGGAUACUCAGCCCUUGGGAAAUAGCGGAAUUAUGUUCCGGGUUCCCUGCUUAAGAGAGGAAAACAGGUCAGUUUUUUAAAAAAAAAAUGAGGUAAAAAUCACAUAAUGUAAAAUGAAUCAUUUUAAAGUGAGCAAUUCAGUGGCUUUUAGUGCAUUCACAGUGUUGUGUAACCAAUAUCUCUAUUUAGUUCCAAAACAUUUUUGUCACCCCAGAAGGAAACCCCAUGGCCCAUUAAGCAGUCACUGACCUACCUUCUCUUUUUAUGGAUUUACAUAUUCUGGACAUUUAGUAUCAGUGGAGUCAUACAACAUGUGGCACUUUGUGACUGCCAUAUUUCACUUAGCAUCAUGUUUUCAAGGUUCAUCGUGUUGUAGCAUGUAACAAAAUUUCCUUCCCUUUAAAGGCAGAGCCAGGUGCAGGGGCUCACACCUGCAAUCCCAGCUCGUUGGGAGGUCUAGGUGGGAGGACCACUUGAGGCCAGGAGUUCAAGACCAGUCUGGACAACAUAGCGAGACCCCUGUCUCUACCAAAAAAAAAAAAAAAUUUAGCUGGGCAUAAUGGCACACAUGGGAUCUUCCAAUGCGCCCUUUUCACACACAGGCUCCCGCAGCCCGGCAAGCCAGCUCUCCAAACCGUGGUGCUGUCCCAGUGACGCCCGGGCCCUCUCUGUCCCCCUGCUCCAGCUGGGGGUGUUUGCCCUGGAGAGACACUGAGCCUUAGGGACAGUGGUUUCCAGCCACGUGGCCUUAUGCUGGCUUUGGGAUGCAGUCAGGACCGUGGCCCCAGCCCACCCUUGCCAUGUGCCCUGGAGGAUGUGAGUCCGGUGGACUGUGCGGGGAAGCUUGGGCUGAUUUCAAGGCUGAGCAUCCUGUACUCUGAGCCGGGUACCAGGCUGCUGAGCACUUCUGAGAGGGACGUCUCCUGGGCAGGCAGUGACCUAUGCCACAUGGCCUCCCAGCUCCGUGCUGGUGUUGUGUGGACUGGGAGGGCAGGGACUGGGUGAUGGGGACUGCAGAGCAGGGCCUGAGGUGCUGCGACAUGCUGGGGUGCCUAUGGAUUAGGGUUUCUCUCAGGGGAGAGCUGCAUGGGUGGGUGAGGGUUUGGAGGCUGUGGUGACAUCAGAAGAGUAGCCUAGAAUCAUCUGUCCAAGCCUCCCGGGCCUGCAGUCCACACCCAGAGGGGCCACGUCCUCCCCAUAGCCAGGCCUGGUCCUCUCAGUGUGGCAGGCCGGCAUGUGGGUGCUACAGGCGUCCAGUGUGACACUCGGUGGCCUUGCUGAAGGCCAAAGGUGCCCCUGAGGUGGGCUGUGGGAAACCGCUGCUGGAGAGGCAGCUGCAUUUCUGGCACACAAGGCAGAGUGGGCCGGGUCUGCGGCUUCUGAGCGGAGCAUGGGGUGCCCUCUGCUGGUAAUGGCGAGAAGCUCAGCGCCUUUGUAUGGAGAAGGCUGCUGACCAUCCAGCCCCACAGGGAAGGUGCCUGAGACCAUUCCUCCUUGGCAGGGAGGCUCUUUCUUGUGUCCCUGCCAAGCAGACAUCCUGUAGUCCUUCUCUAAGGACCUCAGUGCCCUAGGAUCCUACCCAGACCUGGUCCCUGCUGCAGACCCAGCAGUGGGGAUUACCCGGCUUCAGCGCUCCAGCUCUGCCUGACAUUUCUCCAGGGGCACAUGCUGUUUCUUGCUUCCUGUGGGUGCUGUCACCAGGCGGCCGUCUGCCCUUGGCAGGCGGAGUGUGGGUGAGUGCCUAUGAGUCACGGCCUUGGCACUCCGGCAACCUUCCUAGCCUUCCACUUAUGGGCACCAGCGACCCCUACAUAAGUCAUUGUUCCCCCUCACCAGAGCCGGCUGGCUGUCGUGAGCCAAGCUGCUUAUGAUGGUGAUAUGCAGCCUCCACCCCUGAGAGUGUCGGAGGCCUGGCACCGACUGUACAUGCGAAUGGGGAGCUCUGCUGCCUCCAGCCUCAGAGUACAGGAGAGUUGAGAGAGACAGAGGCUCCCUGAGAAGAACCUCAGGCUGCAAGACAGCAGUGCGCAGUGCCUGGUCUGGCCCCAGAACCAGCCUGGCUCACCCAGAGCACAGGACCUCAUCACUUCUCGAGAUGGGGACAGGUGCAGCUCCUGUGGGGAAACACUGAAUUUUCAUACCCUCUGUUGCAUGUGACUCCCCUGCAGACCCUCCGGCUCUCAGUACAGGGCGGGGGUCAUCCUCCCUGUGAGCCUUCCCUGAGACCAGGGGGCUGGAUGCCCGCCAAACACUUGGUCUUUCUCCCAUGAGGUUGUGGGCUCCUGAGUGUAGAGACCUGUGAAUGCUGCCGCUUGCUCUCUGCUGCCUGGGACAGAGUGUGGGCCUCGCUGAAGCUCAGUUUUCUCAUUAAGGAACUGCCUCCAGGCUGUUGUAGGGAUUGGAUCAAAUAGUUCAGGCGACGUCCUCAUGCAGUGCUCUGGUCCCGGCAUGGGGAAGGCUGCUGCGACAGCCUCUCAUCCAGUGCCCAACGCUGUGAGGUACCAGGCAGGGGUGACAUAACCUAGACAUGCCCAUUGAGGAGCCUCUUGAGCAAGAAGGACCAACCCUUGCCUUUCAGAUACAGAACAAGAGGCAGAAAGGGGCGUGGCUUCUUAGGAGCCUGUGCCCCUGCCCUGCACUCCCCACCUGCGCGCCACUUUAACCCUGCUCUGAGGCUGCGCGUGUCCAGGCAGGUGUCAGAGGUGUGGCCCCUGCACACCAGGGACCCUGCCCAUCCUGUCUAGUUGGGAGGACUAGGAGUUCCAGGCAUGGGGCCCCGGUUCCUGCUGCCCUCAGAACCAGGCCCGACCCUUUGCCAUGACCUCGAGGGCUGCCACUUCCAGAGUGCACCGGGCCCAUCUCCACCCACAGACCACACUGAACCUCCAGCCCCAAGCUCUUCCCACCACAGGGCCUGUGCCUGACAUGGUCCCUCUACAGAAAGACCUGCUCCUGGCACGGCUGGCUUCUUGCCAGUUCUAGAGCUCCACCUGCCACCCCAGAGAGGCACUGGCUGCCCUGUUUAAAGCGGGUCGUUCCAUCACCCAUCUUCACAGCAGACCCUUUGCUUGGCUGUGUGCCUCUACAGACCCACAGUCGUUACCUCCCCCCUCCUCUAUCCUCCCACUCUCUUCCAAAGGCUGAGCACACAGGAGGGACUGGGAAAUUUGUUGAACAGAGAAGUUACACGUAAGCCCUGAUCUGUCAGCAGGACUGUGAGAUGAACAAAACCUUCUGGAAACACCGGCAGCUGCUGAAGGACAGCUUCAUGGUGGAGCUGGUGGAGGGGGCCCGCAAGCUGCGCCAUGUCUUCCUCUUCACCGACCUGCUUCUCUGCACCAAGCUCAAGAAGCAGAGCGGAGGCAAAACCCAGCAGUAUGACUGCAAAUGGUACAUUCUACUCACGGAUCUCAGCUUCCAGAUGGUGGACGAAUCGGAGGCAGUGCCCAACAUCCCCCUGGUGCCGGACGAGGAGCUGGACGCUCUGAAGAUCAAGAUCUCCCAGAUCAAGAGUGACAUUCAGAGAGAGAAGAGUUACACGUUCCUGAUCUCCUCUGGCUAUGAGCGUGCAGAGUGGAGGGAGAAUAUCCGGGAGCAGCAGAAGUGUUUCAAAAGCUUCUCCCUGACAUCCGUGGAGCUGCAGAUGCUGACCAACUGGUGUGUCAAACUGCAGACGGUCCACAGCAUUCCACUGACCAUCAGCAAGGAAGAUUAUGAGUCUCCGGGGCUCUAUGGGUUUCUGAAUGUCAUCGUCCACUCAGCCACUGGAUUUAAGCAGAGUUCAAGUAAGUACUGGUGUGGGGAGGAAGGUUGCACGGACCGAGCCAGGUUCUCCACCCAGGAAGGACUAAUCGGCCAGGGUGUGGGGAAGCAGGGAGGUUGUUCAAAUGACCACGGGACACCUUUGAUCACUGGCCGCAGUGGAGCGUUGGUGCUGGUUGAUGCCUUCUGCGUGUGGAAUUGUUUUUCCCGGAGUGACCUCUGCCGUCUCCCGAGCCUGUCUCAGAUCCUGGGAGCCGGUGAGCUGACCCUUGCAGGUGGAUUGUGUGAUCGCAGGGGUUUGACAAGGAGUUUGACAGGCAGGAGCUGGAAAGCCCAGGAGUCUUGGGUCCAAACCAGGAGGGCAGUCAGCAAACAGUAAACCUUCACCCCACAGCAGAGCAGAUUUGGCUGCUCUGUCAAGCUGGAUGAAUAAUACUCUUUUUUUCUUUUAUUUUCUGAGAUGAGGUCUCAUCCUGUCACCCAGGCUGGAGUGCAACAUUGCUAUAUCGGCUCACUGCAACCUCCACCUCCCAGGUUCAAGCAGUUCUGCCUCAGCCUGCCAAGUAGCUGGGAUUACAGGCACGUGCCACCACACCUGGCUGAUUGUUUGUAUCUUUAGUAGAGAUGGGGACCAUGCUGGCCAGGCUUGGUCUUGAACUCCUGACCUUGUGGUCCACCAGCCUCGGCCUCCCAAAGUGCUGAACUUACAGGUGUGAGCCAUUGUGCCCAGCCCCCAAUACUCUUUUUUACCUUGCCCUCUAAGUGGGGUUCUCCCCCAGCUGCUGGAGCCGUCAGAACAGUGAAGACUAGGUAACACAUCAGUUGCACUAUAUAAGUUUCUAGAAGCCAGGAGUGGUGAUUUAUGCCUGUAAUCCCAGCACUUUGGGAAGCCGAGGCAGGCAGAUCACUUGAGCUCAGGAGUUUGAGACCAGCCUGACCCAACACGGUGAAAUCCCGUGUCUACUAAAAAUACAAAGAUUAGCCAGGUGAGCUGGUGGGCACUUGUAAUCCCAGCUACUUGAGAGGCUGAGACGGGAUAAUCACUUGAACCCACGAGGCGGAGAUUAUAGUGAGCCAAGAUUGUGCCACUGCAUUCCAGCUUGGGUGACGGAGCAAGACUCCAUCUCAAAAAAAAAAAAAAAAAGUUUCUAGAAACAGCAAAAUGUGGAGACAGAAAGCUUACCGGUGAUCGUUGAGGGAUGGGGUUGGGAGAAAGAACUUACUGCGGACGAACCCAAGGGGACUUUUUAGCUGAGAGCAGUGUCGUGAAAAGAUUGGGGUGCUGUUUGCCCUGGUGUUUAAAUUUGCUAAAAAUCCUCAAACCCUACACUUGGAAUGAAUAAAUUAUAUGACAUGCAGAUUACACUUCCAUAGCAUUGUAACACAUAUCAACUUUCCCCUGGACCCCGUCUCUGGCGGCCUCAUAGACGCUGGUGUUUCCCUCAAGGACCUUCUUCCAUCCCUGCCUCUCCUCCCGGGUCCUGUCUGUGAGCAGUGCAGGAUGAUACCAUACGCUGCCCUGGGGUCCUGGGCUUAUCUCUCCUUGCCUCCCUGUUACCUUUCUUUCUAUCUCUUCAAUGUCCCAUGCACUCAGCCUUGCAUCCCCAAAGGAAACCUAUUAUUCACAGCCCCCAAACGUGUUCCUCUAUGUCCUGUUCCUUUGAGGGGCACCACAAUCCACCCCGUGGCCACACCAGAAACUGCCAUCCACUUUCCCUCUGUUAAAUGCCGUUCUCCAUCAGUGAGGUUUCUUGAUCGUGUCUGGCUGCCUGGCCAGGCCCUGGCUGUGGCCUCCUUCCUGGUUGUAGCUCUGGAUGUCACUGCAGAAAGGGUCCCCACCACGAGGCCUCUCCACCCCCCUUCUCGGGUGGUUUUUCUUUUUUCUGAGAUAGAGUUUCAUUCUUACUGCCCAGGAUGGAGUACAAUGGCACUAUCUCAGCUCACCGCAACCUCCAUCUCCUGGGUUCAGGUUAUUCUCUUGCCUCAGCCUCCCGAGUAGCUGAGAUUACAGACACGCACCACCACACCCAGCUAAUUUUGUAUUUUUAGUAGAGAUGGGGUUUCUCCCUGUUGGUCAGACUGGCCUUGAACUCCCAACCGCAGGUGAUCCACCCGCCUUGGCCUCCCAAAGUGCGGGGAUUACAGACAUCAGCCACUCAGGUGGUUUUUCUAAAAUACAAACCCCACCCUGCCACUUACUGCCCACAGCCCAGCCCCGCUCUCCCCCAGCCUCGUCUCCCUCCCUUCUUCCUACACCCCACGGCUUCCCCAGCACCGAGCUGCUUCCCAUGCCCCACAGUGGCCUGGGGGGCCCUUUGCCUUCGCUCUUUGCCCGGUAAUACUUAGAGCGGGGUCUGCUCUGGUUGUAGGAGCUUCCCACAUCCCCCAGGAUGGCUGGCCUCUGCCGUGGUGUCUCUAUGGCUCACAUCCCCUGUGUAACGAUGGCGUGUACGCCUCUCUGUCCCCACCACUGCAGGGCCCUUCUCAUUGUAGGGGCUUUAGCUGUGGUUUGUGGACUGACUGCAUGAAUGAAUGUUGUGCGAGGCCCCGUUUCCCAGCUGCACCCAGGGGAAUUUUACAGAUCAGGCAGGAGUAUAGCAUGAGGUGCUGGUGUUCAUGCCAGAACCCCAUUUGGUGUUUUAUUUUUUAAAAGAAAGCUAACACCUUUGUUUUUUCCGGAUUCUUCAAGUAACACCUGCUCUUAUAGACCAUGUGGAUGAUGUGGAAAAGAGCUGCCUUCUCCAUGUCCCUUU
Molecule: messenger RNA, 21702 nt
Organism: Callithrix jacchus (white-tufted-ear marmoset)
Lineage: Eukaryota; Metazoa; Chordata; Mammalia; Primates; Cebidae
Product: breakpoint cluster region protein-like
Biological process (GO): positive regulation of GTPase activity
Cellular component (GO): membrane
Molecular function (GO): GTPase activator activity
Source: RefSeq, a predicted model, not a curated record